Molecule: messenger RNA, 3251 nt
Organism: Cannabis sativa
Lineage: Eukaryota; Viridiplantae; Streptophyta; Magnoliopsida; Rosales; Cannabaceae
Product: protein RETICULATA-RELATED 6, chloroplastic-like
Exons: 7
Coding region: 777-3059 (760 amino acids)
Source: RefSeq, a predicted model, not a curated record
UAAUUUUUUUUUCUGUAAAUUAUUUAAAAUAAUUAAUUGAAAAUAACCGAUCCAAUUAAAUAUUGUUUCACUACAAAAAUACGGAUUAGAUGGAAUAAACAAAUAUACCUUUUAGUUGGAGAUGCCCUAAUAUACCUAACACGUUUCUUAGAUAUAUUUUAUGCUGUGGAUGAGAUGAGAUAAUCCUUCACAGUUCACACGAGUCGAUGAGUCAAUUCCACGUAAGUUCUGUACUCUUUCUAAUUAUUUCCCUGUUUUAUAAUCACCCAAUUCCACGAGUGGAUGUGAAAAACACAACAGAUUAAGAACUCCACAAAUCAGUUCUAGUUCUAAAAGACACCCACCACUCAAUUCGUUUUUGCUUAUUUGGCAGAUAAUUAUCAAAAUACAAAAUCUUCCAAAUAAUUAAUAACUGAUAAGUAUAUUUUUGUUUACUUUCCCAUGUGGCAAAAAAUAAACAAGUAUCAAGCGAAAAUGAAAUUGAUCCUGAAGAAAAUAAACAAAAAAUAAAAACAAAUCUAAUUUCUAGACCAGAAAGUGCCACCGUGUGACCACAAUUUAUGUGUAUGAGAAAUUAUUUUUUUUUGUUUAAUAUUUUAUUUCCUACCACACACAGAAAAUAAAAUAGGUAAAUUAUUUCCAAAAAUAAAAAUAAAAAUACUCCUAAUAUUUGAGGCUUAGGAAAGACAGAUGGCUCAAAAGCAAACGGUCUUCUCGUUCGUUCGGUGACUUCACCCAUGCUUAACUGACAGAACGCCUACGUUUCGCCGCGAAAAAUGAAGCCACAACCCCACACUCACAGUGGCUUCGACCUUGGUAGACCACUCUACAAUAUAAAUUCUAGGAAUCUCAGAGAAUUUGUCCCGGCAACCCUAUUUUCUGGUCGAUUUUCCGGCGUGAAGCUGCGGCAACAUACCAUUCGUCCGGUUUUAUGUUGCCUUAACCAACCUGAAAAUGAGAAUUUCUCCAGUGGAUCUUCCCGGAGUGAGGCGUACUCGAGACGACAUGUGCUACUCGCUCCGUCUCUGGCGCUCGGAGCGUGGUUUCUGCAAUCGGCGAUGGCGAGUGGAGAGGAUGCACUGCCGAAUUCGCAGACGCCGCAGCCACAGCUGCAAACGAAUGUGACGGAAGUGGCUCCGAAAAUUGAGGUGGAGGCGGAGAAGAAGAAGGAAGAGGAGGAGAAGGUUAUGAAUGCAAGGAUUUACGAUGCGACGGCGAUUGGAGAACCGAUGGCGGUGGGGAAGGACAAGAAGAAGGUGUGGGAUAAGCUGAUGAACGCUCGGAUUGUGUAUUUAGGGGAAGCAGAACAGGUUCCGAUUCGUGAUGAUAAGGAGUUGGAGCUUGAAAUCGUAAAAGGUUUGAGAAAUAGGUGUGUGGAAAUUGAACGCCCCAUAUCUUUGGCUCUGGAAGCUUUUCCUUCUACAAUGCAAGACCAACUCAACCAGUAUAUGGACAAAAGCAUAGAUGGUGAAACCUUGAAGUCUUACACAACACAUUGGGCACCUGAGCGCUGGCAGGAGUAUGAACCUCUUCUAAGUUACUGUCGUGAUAAUGGAGUUAGACUUGUUGCUUGUGGUACUCCUCUCAAGGUUUUGCGGACUGUACAAGCAGAAGGUAUUACUGGACUUUCAAAGGCUGAUCGCAAGAAAUACACUCCUCCAGCUGGUUCAGGCUUCAUUGCAGGCUUUACUUCUAUCUCACGUGGGUCACUGGUUGAUUUAAACUAUCCAAAUCAAUCUAUUCCUUUCGGCCCAAGCUCCUAUCUAUCUGUUCAAGCUCGAGUGGUGGACGAUUAUGCCAUGUCCCAAAAUAUCUUGCAAGCCAUGGUGGAUGGAGGAACCACAGGUAUUAUAGUAGUGGUUACAGGGGCGAGCCAUGUUGCAUACGGGUCCAGAGGUACUGGGGUGCCUGCAAGAAUUUCAAAAAGGAUACCAAAGAAAAACCAAGUGGUUGUAUUACUUGACCCUGAAAGACAGCAAAUAAGAAGAGAGGGAGAAGUUCCGAUUGCUGACUUUUUGUGGUAUUCUGCUGCCAGACCUUGCGACAGGAACUGUUUUGACCGCGCUGAAAUUGCUCGAGUUAUGAAUGCUGCUGGCAGUAGACGAGAUGCCCUCCCUCAGGACCUUCAAAAAGGACUAGAUCUUGGUUUGGUAUCUCCGGAGGUAUUACAAAAUUUCUUUGAUUUGGAGAAGAAUCCUCUUAUGUCUGAACUCACUCAUCGCUUCCAGGGUUUCAGGGAAAGACUGUUGGCAGAUCCUAAAUUUUUGCACAGAUUAGCUAUAGAAGAGUCUAUCUCUAUAACUACAGCUCUUAUAGCACAAUACGAAAAGCGGAAAGAAAAUUUCUUUCAAGAGUUGGAUUACGUUAUUACAGAUACUGUAAGGGGAAUAGUUGUUGAUUUUUUUACAGUAUGGCUUCCUGCGCCAACUCUAUCAUUCCUUUCGCCAGCAAAGGAAAUAAAUGGCCUUGAUAGCAUGGACACUAUUACAGACCUCCUUGGAUCCAUUCCUGAUAAUGCAUUUCAAAAGAGUCCUGUUGGAAAGUACUGGAAUAUCAAUCAUAGAAUUGCAUCAGUUGUUUUUGGUGGUUUAAAGCUUGCUAGUGUUGGAUUCGUUUCCAGUAUUGGGGCUGUUGCCUUCUCAAAUGUUCUGUAUGGAUUUCGCAAAGUUCUUAAUCCAGAAGUUGUCAAUAUAGAACAAACUAAAAGAUCUCCAAUACUAAAAACAGCUGUUGUUUACUCGGGCUUUCUUGGAAUCUCAGCAAAUCUUCGCUAUCAGUUUAUCGCUGGAAUUGUGGAGCACAGAAUUUCUGAUGAAUUUCCAUCUCAAACAAUAUUUGUAAAUUUGCUGUCAUUUAUUGCUCGGACGAUCAAUUCCUACUGGGGAACUCAGCAAUGGAUUGAUCUCGCUCACUAUACAGGACUGCAGUCUCGGGCAAAGGAAUUACCCUCUUUACAAAAUUCUGAUUCUCCUAGUCACGUCGCAUUGGAAGGCAAUACCACAGAAGAAACCAAUAUAGAUGAGAUAAAAAAUCAGGAAGGUGAUAAUCCCAUUUUAUAGUAGAGCCACAGUUUUUUUUUUUUAAGUUAAUUUUUUUCCCUCCUUCCCUUCAUAUACUAAUGAAAAGAGGGAACAUGAAACGUGAAACAGAGCAGCCCUUGUGUUAUAGAACUCUAAAUACCCAAUUUUUGUAUACAUUCAAUGCAAUUAUUCCAAUUUUGAUGAAAAUAUAUAGAAAGUUGUAUCUCGCUA